AUGUCUCCUAUCUCACACAACAAAGCCCUAUCAAUUGCAGUCAGACUUAGAUACAGAAAGUCUACCGCUCAAGUAGCAAAGAUUGUUGGUGUUCCGCAGUCUACUGUCAAGAGAUACAGACAAAAAUAUAUAAUUUCUUUCUCAGUUUCUGGAGAUUUUGCUGUGAAGACUUCAGCAAUCCAUACCUUGUUGAAAGCAUCUGGGUUAACUGUCAUCUAG
Phycomyces blakesleeanus NRRL 1555(-) is the source of this 219-nucleotide messenger RNA. RefSeq lists its product as hypothetical. NCBI's taxonomy places the organism in Eukaryota, Fungi, Mucoromycota, Mucoromycetes, Mucorales, Phycomycetaceae. Bases 1 to 219 code for a protein of 72 amino acids. The transcript has 2 exons. The record is from RefSeq and is a predicted model, not a curated record.